Messenger RNA from Xiphophorus hellerii (green swordtail), 2035 nucleotides. It is a transcript of the gene elovl7a, whose product is annotated as ELOVL fatty acid elongase 7a. Gene Ontology annotation, biological process: fatty acid elongation, monounsaturated fatty acid; fatty acid elongation, saturated fatty acid; sphingolipid biosynthetic process. The transcript is spliced from 8 exons. The record is from RefSeq and is a predicted model, not a curated record. Gene Ontology annotation, cellular component: endoplasmic reticulum membrane; endoplasmic reticulum. Bases 149 to 1033 code for a protein of 294 amino acids. Gene Ontology annotation, molecular function: fatty acid elongase activity. Lineage: Eukaryota; Metazoa; Chordata; Actinopteri; Cyprinodontiformes; Poeciliidae.
CUUUCCUCCGGAUCAAAAGGACCGUGCAGCCGGACUGAGGCAGAGGGCAGCGCAUUUGCCAAGAGGCAACAGGUGGAAAGAUAACUCGACGGGAUUCAGCGUUGGUUCGGCAGUAGCGACAUUAAAGGUUGCUGGGAUCUUGCCUGAAAUGGAGUUUUUUAAUCUUAAGACCUCUGUUGCACGCAUUUAUGAUGAGUUCAUCCAAAAUGCGGAUACACGGACAGAACAAUGGCUCCUCAUGUCGUCUCCUCUUCCCCAAACCAUCAUCAUCGCAGCUUACAUCUACUUCGUCACGUCAGUGGGCCCUCGACUGAUGGAGAACCGGAAAGGCUUUGACCUGAAAGGAGUCCUUAUUGUCUACAACUUCAGUGUGGUGGCUUUGUCACUCUACAUGUGCUAUGAGUUUGUGAUGUCAGGAUGGGGAACUGGAUAUUCAUUUCACUGCGACCUUGUUGACUACUCCGAAUCACCCCAGGCUAUCAGGAUGGCAGCAACGUGCUGGCUUUACUAUUUCUCAAAGUUCAUCGAGAUGCUUGACACGAUCUUCUUUGUGCUGAGGAAAAAGAACAGUCAGGUGACAUUUCUUCAUGUCUAUCAUCAUUCUAUCAUGCCCUUCACCUGGUGGUUUGGUGUUCGUUUUGCUGCAGGUGGACUGGGAACUUUCCACGCCUUUCUGAACUGUGUUGUCCAUGUUAUCAUGUAUACAUACUACGGGCUGACUGCCUUGGGCCCCAACUACCAGAAGUACCUCUGGUGGAAGAAGUACCUCACUACUAUUCAGCUGAUCCAGUUUGUCAUGGUUACCACCCACAUCUCUCAGUACUUCUUCAUGAGAGACUGCCCAUACCAGUUCCCCAUCUUCAUCUACAUCAUUGGUUCGUACGGCCUGAUUUUCCUGUUCCUUUUCCUCAACUUCUGGUACCACGCCUACACCAAGGGCAAGAGGUUGCCUAAAGUGCUGCAGGCUCAGACAUGGGGGCACCACACCAACGGAGUCAUGAAUGGAAAUGUAGAUCAUGACAAAUACCAGUGAUGCAUUCUUAUGGUGAUUUUUGGAGUUGACUUCCUUCACACAAGCAAAUCACUGUGGUGAAGUGAGAUGCCUCCCAAAUUAUUAUUGUUGUUGUUGUUUUUGGACUAUUUAUGUUGGCUGUUUUCUAUAUCUGUUGUUAAAGACAAUCUUUCAAUUAUAGCCAAACCUGACCUUUACCUACAAUAUUGAAAGGCUAAAAGCUUUUACUUGACCUCUGUUUAUAUUGAAGGUGAUAUUUUGCUACAGAGACUUUAAAUACAUGUUUGUUUUUUAUUAUGCAAGUCUCAAACUGACCAUAAAGCUGCUGAAGGUGAAAUUGGAUGACCCUCAGUUGUACAUAUCACCUGGAGUUUGUUAAAAUUUUACUCCUAUUUUUUUUUUUGUUUUGUUCAUCUCCAUUUCUUCCCAGACUUCAAUUAUCUUUGUUCUUAAGUGGUUCGCUGAGAUGUUAAAGUUUGUUUAGUUUACUUGCUCUGACAACAAUGUCAGCAUGCUACACACUGUUUACUUUUGGUGAUGCACGUAUGGUCACUUCUCCACAGCAGCUGCCGAUGGUACAGACAUGCAGUGAAAAGCCAAGUCUGAUUGCAGUGGCAUCAGUUUUCAUUCCUGCCUCCAUUGUCCUAUGAAGCAAUGUUGUGAAUCCCCAGUGUAAACCUAAUGGACUGCCGUGGUUCUUAUAGAAUCCAGAACAGACCCAUCAAACCACAGUUGCAGUCUUUACCGAGGCAUAUUGCACAAUAACGGUUCAUUUUUAGGCCGAGCACUCUUACUUUUGAGAGGUGUGCUAAUGAGGUUUUCCAUAGUUGGUGCCUUUGACUGUCAGUUUUAUAUCUACUGAUUUUAACUGCGACCAUGAAUAUAACACUAUGGUGACUGAGGACACAGGAUUGAGUUUUGUGUGGAAGGGGUUCCACCUUUUAAUGAAGCACAAACCAUCCCAAAAGGUUUACAGAUGAGUAAUUUUUUGUUGUUGUUGUUUUUCAGAUCCAUUUAUACCAA